ACAGAUGGCCUGAACUAGGAGUUUUCAGGUGAGGGUAAUGAUUUCAUCACUCCCACACUAUAGACGGAAAAGAGGCCAGCCCAGAACGGGAAGAGAGAAACUUUGCGGUGUUGGAACGACUCCACAGGAGUAUUAAAAUUUCAAUUAAGAGCUGAGGUUGUGAAGACGCUUUCGUAUGUGAAUGCGAGUUUUCUGUCUGUGUUUACCGCCAAGGUCCCCAGCCAACAAAAAGAAGGAGAAAGAACGGCCAGAGAUCUCCCUGCCUUCGGACUUCGAGCACACGAUUCAUGUCGGAUUUGAUGCGGUCACAGGCGAAUUCACAGGCAUGCCGGAGCAAUGGGCCCGCUUGCUCCAAACCUCCAACAUCACCAAGUCGGAGCAGAAGAAGAACCCUCAAGCGGUACUCGAUGUGCUAGAGUUCUACAAUUCGAAAAAGACCUCCAACAGUCAGAAGUAUAUGAGUUUCACAGAUAAAUCCGCAGAGGACUAUACCUCUUCGAACACACUGAAUGUGAAGACUGUAUCAGAAACGCCAGCAGUUCCCCCUGUUUCGGAAGAUGAAGACGACGAGGAUGACACCGCCCCUCCCCCAGUCAUCGCCCCAAGGCCCGAGCACACAAAAUCUAUCUACACCCGCUCUGUGAUUGAGCCCCUUCCCCCAACCAAAGACGUGGCCACUUCGCCUCUUCCUUCCCCUUCAGACAACAGCACGACGCCCCCUGACACGCUGACCAGGAACGCCGACAAGCAGAAGAAGAAACCCAAAAUGACAGACGAGGAGAUCUUGGAAAAGCUCAGAGGUAUAGUGAGCGUCGGUGACCCCAAGAAGAAAUACACAAGUUUUGAGAAGAUUGGACAAGGAGCUUCAGGCACGGUUUUUACAGCGAUGGACGUGGCUACAGGGCAGGAGGUUGCCAUCAAACAGAUGAACUUGCAGCAGCAGCCCAAGAAGGAGUUGAUAAUUAACGAAAUCCUUGUUAUGAGGGAAAACAAGAACCCCAACAUUGUCAACUAUCUGGACAGUUACCUCGUGGGGGACGAACUGUGGGUCGUCAUGGAGUAUUUGGCAGGCGGCUCUCUGACCGACGUGGUGACGGAGACCUGCAUGGAUGAAGGGCAGAUCGCAGCCGUGUGCCGAGAGUGUCUCCAGGCUUUGGAAUUCCUCCAUUCCAACCAAGUCAUCCACCGGGACAUCAAGAGCGACAACAUUUUGCUAGGAAUGGACGGCUCCGUCAAACUAACCGAUUUUGGCUUCUGCGCCCAGAUCACGCCCGAGCAGAGCAAACGCAGCACGAUGGUGGGGACACCAUAUUGGAUGGCUCCCGAGGUGGUCACGAGGAAAGCCUAUGGGCCCAAAGUGGACAUCUGGUCUCUGGGGAUAAUGGCUAUUGAAAUGAUAGAAGGGGAGCCCCCGUACCUCAACGAGAACCCCCUGAGGGCUCUAUAUCUCAUUGCUACCAACGGCACGCCAGAGCUGCAGAACCCAGAAAAGCUUGCGCCCAUCUUUAGAGACUUCCUUAACCGCUGCCUGGAGAUGGAUGUGGAGAAACGGGGUUCUGCUAAAGACUUGCUCCAGCACCAGUUCCUGAAAAUCGCCAAGCCACUGUCGAGCCUCACGCCCCUGAUCAUCGCUGCUAAAGAGGCCACAAAGAACAACCAUUGAAACGGACUCCGGAGCUGCUGGGAUCAUGCCAGGGCCGUCAAGUACCCUUUUCCAAAAGAGGCCUGUUUCAAAGAGCUUGUGACUUUUGCCGCGCUCAAAGACACCUAAUCCUGCAAGAAUGGGACGGCGCAAACGAUUCGCAUCGGGUCACAGAGCGGGCGGGUGAUUUAGCGUGAAACCUGCGCCCUAAGGACGAGAAAGAGACUCUUUGUGGGUUUCAAACGGGGCAUUACGAGAGCAUCUAAUCCUGAACGACGUGAUGACGAGGCACCGUUCCCCCCCCCUCCCCCUUUUAACACCGGGAUUUAAGAAAGGGGACAGAAAAUUACGCAGACUGGCUUUCCCCCCUAGAUUAAAUUACAUUUUGUUCCACCUGUGCUCCCCAUAUCUAGCACGAGGGGGAGCCCUGCUACUGAGAGACGCUGGCACAGUUUGGAUUUCUUGAAAGUGAGAACUGGCAAGGAUGCACCUGGCGCUCCUUAAAAUCCAGUGGGAGAUGCGCAGCGACCAGUUUACCUCUGCACGCAGUCCCCGUCCAGGUAUGCGCUCGCAUGCCAGAGAAGAUGCCAAAAUGGUUAGAAUGAGCCAUUCUGGCUUCCCACAAACCACCAGAGGCUGAUAUCCAGGGCUUUUUUGGUAGCAGGGACUCCUUUGCCUAUUAGGCCACACCUUCCUGAUGUAGCCAAUCCUCCUGGAGCUUACAGUAGGCCCCAUAAGAAGAGCCCUGUAAGCUCCUGGAGGAUUGGCUACAUCAAGGGGGUGUGGCCUUAUUUGCAAAGGAGGUCCCGCUGCAAAAAAAACCCCCCUGAUUACAUCCAUCGCCGUGCUGUGUUUGGAGGUGAAGUAAAUUCUCGCUCAGUUAGAUUCGUCUCACCGUUUCCUCUGCUCAACGGUCGUCUGUUCUUUCGGCGAAAGGAUCUCUUAGCAAUAAUUCUCAAGGAUGCGGAUUAGGUGGAUUUUCUUGGCCGCAAAAGGAGGACAAGUAGUUUAAGGGGUAACGCUCUGCUAGCUACCUUUCGUAUCCGAGGGUGCUUCCCCCCCCCCCUUUCUGGAGUUUUAACAUCUUACUCGUUCGCCUUUGUUUCGUUCUGUAUCCUGUAAGUCAGGAAUGGCUAGCCGGUGACCGUCAGUCAGAUCAGGCCCUGCCAAAUUUUAAUAAAAAUCUGGUUAAAAGCG
Messenger RNA from Heteronotia binoei (common prickly gecko), 2839 nucleotides. It is a transcript of the gene PAK1, whose product is annotated as p21 (RAC1) activated kinase 1. The transcript is spliced from 14 exons. Gene Ontology annotation, molecular function: ATP binding; protein serine/threonine kinase activity. Gene Ontology annotation, biological process: intracellular signal transduction; regulation of actin cytoskeleton organization; protein phosphorylation. Lineage: Eukaryota; Metazoa; Chordata; Lepidosauria; Squamata; Gekkonidae. Bases 182 to 1663 code for a protein of 493 amino acids. The record is from RefSeq and is a predicted model, not a curated record. Gene Ontology annotation, cellular component: cytoplasm.